Ruditapes philippinarum (Manila clam) is the source of this 1182-nucleotide messenger RNA. RefSeq names its product L-proline trans-4-hydroxylase-like. The coding region runs from base 128 to 1003 and encodes 291 amino acids. Lineage: Eukaryota; Metazoa; Mollusca; Bivalvia; Venerida; Veneridae. The record is from RefSeq and is a predicted model, not a curated record. The transcript has 9 exons.
CACCUUUUUGGACUUUAUGCUGUGUUUACUAUCAUAUCUCACACAGUAUCUAUCAGUUGUAACCGUUUACAGUUCGCCUGCACAAGCUUAAUCUUAUGUGUUUGGAUACAUACAUUCAUAUUUAAAUAUGUCUACCGAGUACAAGUAUGACAUUGACAACUUUGAAGUAUCAGAUGAUAUGAAGAAAAACUUUGACAAAGAUGGAUAUACUAUAAUUCGAAACCUGUUUAAUAAAGAUGAAGUACGCAAGAUUGAAAAAACUAUAGUUGAAGGAGGAAUGAUGGAGCAUUCGUAUAAGAUACCGGACAAAGAUGGCCGCUCCCCGAAUAUUGGUUUAUGGCAGCAUCCAGGAAAUGACGUCACAGGUAUGAUGACGAGAUGUGAAAAGGUCGUUACUACAGCAGAAAAGCUUCUUGGAGUGGAGGAGUUGUACCAUUACCACUGUAAAUUUCUAAUCAAAGAACCAAAAGUUGGCGGAAGUUUUGAAUGGCACCAGGAUUAUGGAUAUUGGUACAACUACUGCCUUCGACCUGAUAUGUUGGCUGUGUUUAUUGCGAUAGAUGAGUGUACCCAGGAAAAUGGUGGUCUUGUGGUUUUAAGAGGAACACAUAAAUGUGGAAGAGUUGAUCACGGUAAAACUGGUGGGCAGCAAGGAGCUGACAUUGAACGGGUUGAACUUUUAAAGAAGCAGUAUGAACUUGUAAAUGUAGACCUACAACCAGGCGAUGUUGUGUUCUUUCACUGCAACUUGCUUCACUGUAGUGGACCAAACAACAGUGAGAAAAGACGGCUAGCUAUAAACGUAUCAUACAAUGAGAAAAGUAACAGUCCUGUGAAACCUGACAUUUGUCCAAAAUACACCAAGUUGGAGAAGGUAUCGGACACAGCUAUUUUGGAGUGUCAAAAUUAUACAGAUUUCUCGGGGAAAAACUUCAUAAAACGAGGCGAGGAUAAACUUGUCGACUUCGCUGACCAGACCUCAAGUUAUGAGAAGAGCGGAUAGUUGCAACAUUGACCGCAGCUUGUCUGAACGAGCCUAUUUUUUAAUGUCAACAUUUUAAGUUGAAAUUAUCAAACUAGAACAUUAAUUUUCUAGUGAAAAUACAAUAAUAUUGAUGUAUAUACACAUGUGACAUUUACGUUGAAAAUUGAAAAUUUUGCGGACUUGGUGUGAAUUAGCCU